This is a messenger RNA of Talaromyces stipitatus ATCC 10500, 393 nucleotides long. RefSeq lists its product as uncharacterized. Lineage: Eukaryota; Fungi; Ascomycota; Eurotiomycetes; Eurotiales; Trichocomaceae. The transcript has 2 exons. Bases 1 to 393 code for a protein of 130 amino acids. The record is from RefSeq and is a predicted model, not a curated record.
AUGGAAACCAUGCGAGACGACUCAUCAACUCGUCUUCAGACCGCCAAGAAGGAACGGUUUUCUACAGUAGCAGAGAAGCAACGAGAACUCAGAGAAGAGCUCCGUUGGCACAACUGGGAGAAUGUCUUUUACGGAACAUGCCAUGACCUUUUUGAAGAUGUGAUGCUAGCUACUAUCGACGUGGCGGAUGAUCUUCUAUCCCAGUCCCAGAUUGCCAUGCUACGAAGGCUUUUCUAUCCCGAAGAGCAGCCCGUCGACAGGACAUUCCUCUACGAUGCGGCGCAGAGAUUCAACGCAACAUUACAGACUUUACACACGAAAGAGGGGCUCGCCAAACAGAAAUGGAAGCAGCGGUGGCAACUCGAGCCUGACCGGAUAAAGCCCUGGGUUUAA